CAAAAAAACCAAAACAGAAAAACAAACAAACGCUUCUUUCUUUCUUCUUCUUCUUCUUUACGGAGCCUCUCCGGCCGCCUGAAUUUUCUUCCUAAUCCCGGCGACUCCUCCUCCUCCUCCUCCUCCUUGAGUUUCUCCGUUUUCGAUUUCAUAAUCUUAAAAUUCAAUUUCAAAUCGAAUAACAAUAAAUAACAGUAAUAAUAACUAAUAAAUGGCGGGUCAGUCCAGAAAGUGGAUGAUCCUGGUGGCGGUAAUAUGGAUUCAGGCGUUCACGGGGACGAAUUUCGAUUUCUCGGCGUACUCGUCGGCGAUGAAACGGGUGUUAGGGGUUUCCCAAGUGCAGCUGAAUUAUCUGGCCACGGCUUCCGACUUGGGGAAGGCCUUCGGCUGGUCAUCCGGCUUGGCUCUCAUGUAUUUGCCGUUGUGGCUCGUUAUGUUCAUGGCGGCUUUCAUGGGUCUCGUCGGCUACGGCCUUCAGUGGCUCCUCAUUGAGAAUGUCAUCACUCUGCCUUAUUUUGUGCAUCUGCUGGUUCAAUACAGUGUGUUUUGUUCUUUGCAUAAAGAAUUUCCCUUCUAAUAGACCCCUUGCACUUGCUCUAACGGUUAGCUUUAAUGGCGUGAGCGCGGCCUUAUACAACCUCGCAGCAAAUGCAAUAAACCCUUCAUCAAGUGCAUUCUACCUUCUUCUCAAUGCAUUCAUCCCGUUAUUAACAUCACUUGUAGCGCUCAUCCCGAUUCUUCGUCAACCUCCUGUGGAUACAGUUGAAACUCUCCCUUCGGACGCUGUAAAGCGUGAUCAGUUGAUAUUCAUCAUUCUGAACUUUGUGGCUGUAAUCACCGGCGUAUACCUCCUCUUAUUACAUUCAUCGGAUUCAAGCACUGCUCGUGCUUUAUUUGUGGGUGCCAUCUUCUUACUUUUACUUCCUUUAGGUAUCCCUGGUAUUGUCUAUGCGAGGGGUUGGUUUCAUCAAAACAUUUACUCGAGCUUUCGCCUGGAGAGCUCCAGUUUCAUACUAAUUGAUCACGAUGACCUCGAGUUGCACAAAUCACUUCUCAGUCAGGACAAUAGCUUGAGAAAUGGAUCGCUGUAUUCUGAUGAUGGCAGCCUAAACAAAGGACUUGUGAGACAAGAAAGUGCCGAAUCAACAGGGCGAUGUUGUGAGAGUGUGAUGGAGAAGGAUCAGCUGGUAAUGCUUGGGGAAGAGCACAAUGCUCGAAUGCUUCUCCGUAGGCUGGAUUUCUGGUUAUACUUUUUUGCAUACUUUUGUGGCGGUACGAUUGGACUGGUCUAUAGCAACAACCUAGGCCAGAUAGCUCAGUCUCUUGGACAGGGAUCAAGGAUUUCAGUCCUUUUAACAUUAUAUUCAUCAUUCUCCUUCUUUGGCCGCCUACUUUCAGCAGUACCGGACUUCAUCAGGACGAAAUUCUAUUUUGCAAGGACAGGAUGGCUAGCUGUAGCAUUGCUGCCUACACCGAUUGCAUUCUUUUUGCUGGCUGCAACGGGCAGUGAAAUGGCACUUGAAGUAGGAACAUCUUUGAUUGGAUUGAGCUCUGGGUUCAUUUUUGCUGCUGCAGUCUCCAUAACAUCCGAGCUUUUUGGACCUUGCAGUGCAGGUGUUAAUCACAACAUUUUAAUUACAAACAUUCCAGUUGGAUCGCUUCUUUAUGGUUUCCUAGCAGCAGUUGUUUAUGACGCCAAUUCUGGUUCAGGCCUAAGCACAGUAACUGAGUCUGUAGUAUGUAUGGGUAGGAAAUGCUAUUUUUAUACCUUUGUAUGGUGGGGAUGUAUCUCUGUUAUAGGCCUAGUUUCAAGCGUGCUGUUGCUCUUGAGAACUCGACCCGCUUAUGAUCGAUUUGAGAAGAGUAGGAUUUAUACAACGUUGUAUUAGGGAUGUGAACAGACAACAACGUUGUAUUAGGGAUGUGAACAGACAUUUUAAGUGUACAAAAUCACUGGUGUCAUCUUAGUUUACAAUGCGAAUUAGCGUGUUAAAUAUCAAGAGAAAUAGCAUUUUGCAGCUAUUGAUCAUGAUUCUUCUCCUCUUCACAGCCAUAGGAAUUUUAUAUCUUUGAAAGACUCCCCUAAUUUGAUCUAAAUGUUCUUCUAAAGGAACAAAAUCAAUCCUGGAUUCUGAUUGAAGAUGGACAUACUGUAUCUGGUCUGACAAUGUUCGAUCUUGAAAUUUUGUGAAUCCAAACAAGCAGUGUCAGAGUUUCAUACAAAAACUGAGAAAAAAACAAAAAUGAAUGAAUGAAUUUGACUACAUUGGUCUUUAAGGUUUGAAAUAUGUUCAAUCUUUUACACCCCAACGCCACAACAUUUUCUCCGAAAUUUUAUUGCAUUGCAGAUUGCUACAAUUUGUGUAGCGUGGAUCCUUGAUCACAAUUUUCCAAUGUCCAUCUGUGUAGUUUCUUUUCUCUGCUUCUCUUCUGUCAUAUUCCAACUGUGCUCUCUGUCUAGCUUUAAGCAUGCAGUAUCCUUGCAGUUUUUCCAGCAUCGCGUCGUGUGCUCUCCACCAGAUCCUGUGAGCAUCAUCGCUGGCAAACUCCUGCAGUUUCCCGACAUUCCAGUUGCAGUCGUAGUCUCUGGAGCACAUCCAGGGCUUGUAAAAUCCCAAAUAGUGAAUGACAUAAAGUAUUGGCGGUUCUGCUGCAAUGAGCUGGAUUUUCUUUUGGUUCACUUCGUCGCUCUGAUAGGCAAGGAAGUUUUUGAGGAAAUUCAGGCGUUCUGGCAUCCGGUGCCACCAUGGAAAUAUUUCAUUCAAGUAUCCUUGAUCUCCACCAUUGUAUGAUUCAAACUCAUAUAAAUGGUCCAUCAGCAACUGGAAGGUACAAUUUGAUGGUUCAAUCACCAUCACGCCGGUGUUGAAAAGGGUACCAUGGUUGCCUCUGGCUGUGAUCUCCGGCAUCGUGAACAAGAAAUCGAUGUUCCUACGAAUGAGCAAAUCAGAAUCAAUGAAAAUGAUCUUGUCGUAGUCUGUCAAUUGCCAGAGUCUGAAUUUGCUGUAGUUCCACUCAUUGUAAGCUUCUUUCCGAGCUUUGGGAUUUCGGAUUCCCUUUAUGGUCCGUACCUCCCAUCCUGCCAUCUGAAGUCCAUUCUUGUGAUACUUAUCCAUCUUCUCAUCAACAAGAACCACCAGAUCCUUCGUCGAUCCAGACAUUCGGAUACUCUGCGCCGCGACUAUAGCUCCACAGAUAAACAGCUGAGCUCCAACCAGGAUCGUCGCGUAUGCUUCCCGCUGUUUUUUCACUGGUAAAUCUUGCGCUGUUUGACAAACAUGACUCUUAUUUUAAGACAGACAUGCGGAUAGUAGGUACUAAGUAGUAUCCUUAUGACAAAAUGAAACAGGAUGGAACUAACCUCUUACUCCAAGUGGCACUGCAAGUUCACAGGAUCCCUGUGGUAGCUGACAUUUUUCAGUGGCUAACUUGAUAUUUGGCUUGUACAACCAGGCAAAGCCAACAUGUCCAGCCAGGCCAUUACAAGGGAACAAAUUCGGUACCGGAAAACACUUGGUGAUGAACAAUAUGUGGACAGGGAACAGGCCUUUCGCCGAUGUUACCAAACCAGCGACCGCAAGCUGCAAGUGUAGCCUUGGAACAUCUCUCAUCCAAUUCUUGGUUUGUGAACAAGGAAGCUUAACUGCUACAAGAUCCAGAUGGUUUAUCGGAACUUCGAGUUUGGGUAAUGUAGGGCAGCUAGGGACCUCAUUCACUUGUUCUUCAUCAAUCCAUUCUGGGUACAGGGAAUCCCAAGUUAGGUUCUUCUCAGCAUUCUCUAGCUGUAGCAAUGUGUGAUUUGCAGAAGGGACCAGCUUCUUCCAUUGACUGAUUUCUGUAGUGUUGAAAUUGAGGAGCCCAACUCCAUGGAUUUCAUCCUUUUGUAAUAAUUGCUCUAGAACAUGUGAAAUAUCAUCCCACUUGAUUUCCAAGUCUG
Messenger RNA from Oldenlandia corymbosa var. corymbosa, 3937 nucleotides. The record is from the annotation of a GenBank genome assembly. NCBI's taxonomy places the organism in Eukaryota, Viridiplantae, Streptophyta, Magnoliopsida, Gentianales, Rubiaceae.